AUGAACGUGAAUGUAAUUGCUACUCCGACAGUUACUUGUGAAUUCUGUGGAGAUGGCCAUUCUAGCAUGGAGUACACGAUCGGGAAUCCGACAAUUGAGCAAAUGCAGUAUGUGGGCAAUCCUCGACCGCAAUACAGGAACAAUAACAACUUUAUGCCCAACACAUACCAUCCAGCUGAGAGCAAGCCCUCUACUGACGAGUUGUUAUCCCAGUACAUGACCAAGAACGAUGCCACAAUUCAAACUCUGGUUCAACUAACUCAGAACCUUGUUGCGUCACAAAGAAACAUGGAGGUACAAAUAGGCCAAUUGGCCAAUGAGGUGAAUUCUCAUCCACAAGGUAAUUUUCCAAGUUCCACUGAGACAAACCCCAAAGAGCAAUGCAAGGCAAUUACCCUCAGAAGUGGAAAAGAAUUAAAGGAGCCGGCAAGAAAGAGAGAAGAAGAGACAUAUGGUAAGAAAGAAGCUGAUGUGGAGAUUUCAGAAGUUCUAGAAAAAGAGACUGAACAGGGGGCCAAAAAACCCGCAACUAAAUUGUUUAUGAACAAUCCUCCACUAUACACUCCUCUGCUCCCAUUUCCUUGGAGAUUUCUGAAGCAGAAACUGGACAAACAAUUUUCAAAGUUCCUGGAUGUUUUCAAGAAGCUUCAAAUCAACAUCCCAUUCACGGACGCAUUAGAACAAAUGCCCAGUUACGCUAACUUUAUGAAGGAGAGUUUAACAAAGAAGAGGAGAUUGGCAGAUUUUGAGAUAGUGAAGCUGACAGAAGAAUGCAGUGCCAUUUUACAGAAAAAGCUUCCGCAAAAGGCCAAAGAUUCAGGGAGUUUCACUAUACCUUGCACUAUUGCUAAUGCUUAUUUUGAUCAAGCUCUGUCGAUCAAAGGGCCACAAGGGAUUAUUGAGGAUGUUCUAGUGAAAGUGGAUAAAUUCAUCUUUCCGGUGGAUUUCAUUGUUCUAGAUAUGGAUGAAGAUGAAGAAAUUCCAAUUAUAGUUCGUCGACCAUUCCUCGCUACUGGUAGAACCUUAAUUGAUGUGCAGAAAAGGGAACUUGUUUUGAGGUUCAAAGAUGAGAAAGUAGUUUUCAAUGUCUUCAAGGCGAUAAAUUACCCAUCAGAGACUGACUACUGCAUGCGGCUUGAUACUAUUGAGCAGGCGAUACAAGAAGCUGAAGACAUUAGUAGCUUGUCGGACUUGAUUGAAGAAUGCAUUAAUAUGGAGACUCGUGAUGAUUUCAUCAGUACUAUGUCAGCAUCUGAAAAAGAACCAAUCACUGAGAAAGUUUUAAUAGCUUCGAUACAUCCGGCACCUACAAGUCAGCUACCUUCUGUUGACCAACCACCGCAGCUUGAGCUGAAACCUUUGUCAUCUCAUUUACG
Molecule: messenger RNA, 1376 nt
Organism: Morus notabilis
Lineage: Eukaryota; Viridiplantae; Streptophyta; Magnoliopsida; Rosales; Moraceae
Exons: 3
Source: RefSeq, a predicted model, not a curated record